Molecule: messenger RNA, 3930 nt
Organism: Punica granatum (pomegranate)
Lineage: Eukaryota; Viridiplantae; Streptophyta; Magnoliopsida; Myrtales; Lythraceae
Source: RefSeq, a predicted model, not a curated record
UCACUCACUCAUCUUCAUCUCUUUCUCUCUCUUCUCCCUCUCUCAUCUCGCUUUCAGUCCCAUCAUCUUCUUUUAUUUCACCAACGUUCAGUGUGUGUCCCAUUCUUGGGGUGUUGGGUCUUUUUUCCUCUCCCCUUUCCUUCCCCACUGUGAAGUCACAUUGGAGCUCCCACUUGGGCAAGGCAGGUUCCAGUGCAUGAAUCCUCCUCCAGUGAUUUUAUCAUCAUCGUUUCUACAAUUAUUAAUCAAUCCAUUUCACAGUGUUUCGAACCUCAACCUCUUCCGCGUGGAAAGUUUUCUCAGUGUGUGUUUCUUAUGCAUUAGCAUGAGUACGAUGAUGCUCCUGUUCGAUUUUCUUUCAUUUUCUCUGUUGGGUCGGGCUGAGACCGAGAGUUACGGUUGAGGUCCACGUGAUUUGAGUGAUAUUGGAGUCUCUGUUUGGCUGAUGGGAAUAUGGUCUCAGGGAAGAAGACAGUGUAUAAGGGAUGGUGUCCUGAUUCUUUUGCUCUUUUGCUCUUUGGGUUUUGUUUUUGUGUUGUUUGGGGUUCUUCUGACCGCAACCUCAUCAGCGACUAUGAUUGAUUUCCUUUUCUACCUUCGUCUUUCUUUUGUCACUUCGACAGAGCUCAAGUCACAGCUGUUGGGGUUCAAUCCUCCGCUGCGACGUCUCACUGUGGAUGGACUGUUUGUGGCUGCAUUACAAGAUUUGAUUGGGAGAGAUGACAGCCGCGUCUUGUCGUCUGUUUGACUCUACUUGCAAAGCAGCCAUUCGGGUCGGACCUGCGAAAAUCGCUGGUUUGGCUCGGAGAUUUUGAGAUUUCUUGCAAGAUUUUGCGCUGAACGGAACCAGACAGGACACUGAGAGAGAGGACAUAUCACAUAUGAAAUGAGGUCUGGGUUCAAUCUGUGGUGAUUGAUUCUUCCCCUGCUGAGCAAGUUCAUGCCAAUCGGUGAAAAGGGUCUUGUCAUACCAAAUCUGAUUUUCUCCAGUUGGAACCGUUUGCUUGUCUGUGGUACAUUUUUGCCAAUCCUAAGGAGGUGGGGGCAGAGGAUUUUUAGAGCUUCCGAAGACAAGAGUUGUUCAUCUCUUCAAUGAGAUGGGACUCGAUUGGUGCUGUCCCAUUGUCAUCAAUCUCGGCAAUGUGUUUUCUUUGCUUUUAAUCGGUCUUCUUAAGGACUAUUGAUUGAUUUCUAUCCGCGAGCCGACUACGAGAGUUUUAGACUUCUCUGGAGCAACACAAUGAGCAGUAGAGAGCUGAGGAGAGGGACGCAGCUGGAGAAGGAGGUUGAUGCUGCGGAGAAGGUUGUGGUCGCAGUAAAGGCCUCGAAGGAGAUCCCAAAAGCUGCCCUCGUUUGGGCCUUGACCCACGUGGUUCAGCCCGGUGGCUGCAUUACUUUGGUCGUGGUUGUCCCUUGCCAGAGUUCGGGUCGGAAAUUUUGGGGUUUCCCAUUAUUUGCAGGGGACUGUGCAAAUGGUCAUCGGAAAUCUCACUUAGGAUCAAGCUCGGAACAGAAAAUCGAUAUCACAGAUUCGUGUUCCCAGAUGUUCCUUCGGCUGCACGAUGUUUACGACCCAAACAAGAUAAAUGUCAAGAUAAAGAUUGUCUCCGGAUCUCCUUGUGGUGCAGUGGCUGCUGAAGCUAAGAAAACUGAGGCGAAUUGGGUCGUCAUAGACAAACAGCUCAAGCACGAGGAGAAACGAUGCAUGGAAGAGCUGCAAUGUAACAUUGUCACCAUGAAACGUUCUCAGCCAAAAGUUCUCCGUUUGAAUCUGGUUGGGUCUUCCAAGAGAGAGCCUGAAGCUGCCACUUCCUUAUCUCUGGAGCCUAAAGAACUGUCAGAGAGAGACCUUAAGAACAAGAAGACAGAUGCAUUAGAUUCCAUCAGGGGCCCGGUAGUCACUCCAACCAGCAGCCCCGAACUUGGGACGCCAUUUACCGCUACUGAAGCUGGGACAUCCUCAGUCUCGAGUUCUGACCCUGGGACAUCUCCCUUCUUCAUCUCUGAAGGAAACUUGGAUAUAAAGAAAGAAGAGGCCCUCGUGAUAAAAGAAUCCCGGGAACUCGAGGAGUGCAGUAGCAGUUCCGAUUCUGAUAGUGAGAAUCUGUCAUUAGCUUCAGCAAGUCUGAGAUUUCAGCCAUGGAAUAUGGCUAAGUUGCUUGGCUCCAACGAGAAGGCUCAAUCAAUGACAACCGCCUCAAAGAACAUCAUUUUUGACAAGUUCAGUGGGAAUGUCCGAGAGGCAGUCUCAUUGUCCCGAAACGUUCCCCCUGGCCCUCCUCCCCUGUGCUCGAUAUGCCAGCACAAAGCUCCCAUGUUUGGGAAGCCUCCAAGGUGGUUCAGCUUUGAGGAGCUGGAGAUGGCCACAGGAGGGUUCUCCAAGGCUAAUUUUUUGGCGGAAGGAGGUUUUGGGUCUGUCCACAGAGGAGUGCUUCCAGAUGGACAAGUUGUCGCUGUGAAACAGCACAAGCUUGCAAGCUCUCAGGGGGACCAGGAGUUCUGCUCCGAAGUUGAGGUCUUGAGCUGUGCCCAGCACCGAAACGUUGUUAUGCUGAUCGGCUUCUGUAUAGAGGAUAAGAGGAGGCUGUUGGUCUAUGAGUACAUUUGCAACGGCUCGCUGGAUUCUCAUCUAUAUGGACGACACCAAGAGCCACUGGAAUGGUCAGCAAGGCAGAAAAUCGCAUUGGGGGCUGCCCGAGGACUCCGAUAUCUUCACGAAGAGUGUAGGGUAGGUUGCAUUGUCCACCGAGAUAUGCGCCCAAACAACAUUCUCAUCACACAUGAUUUUGAGCCACUGGUCGGGGAUUUUGGUCUUGCAAGGUGGCAGCCUGAUGGGGAUACUGGGGUAGUAACUAGAGUAAUAGGUACCUUUGGGUAUUUAGCUCCGGAGUAUGCCCAGAGUGGCCAAGUCACAGAAAAAGCUGAUGUGUACUCUUUCGGUGUGGUCUUGGUGGAGCUUGUCACAGGCCGAAAGGCCGUGGACCUUAAUCUGCCAAAGGGCCAGCAGUGUCUCGCAGAAUGGGCACGCCCUUUAUUGGAAGAAUUUGCAAUUGAUCAGCUAAUUGACCCAAGAUUGGGAGAUCGAUAUGCAGAACAUGAGGUUUCUUGUAUGCUGCAUGCUGCAUCCUUGUGUAUAAGACGGGACCCGCAGUCAAGGCCUAGAUUGUCUCAGGUACUGCGCAUUUUGGAAGGGGACAUGCUCUUUGACUCGAAUUAUAUGUCCACCCCGAGCUCCGAUGUUGGAAGUCAAAGUGGUCGGAUCUGGGCUGACCAGCAACAACACCACAGUGGACCUUUACUAGAGGAGGCCAUGGAAGUUUUUAACCAAAAACUAUCUGUGGGAUACUCGAAGGCCCAGUUUCUAGGUCAGCGAUAAAGGCAGCAGCAGAAGAAUGGCGUGAACUGUGAAGAUGAUCUGUUGUGAAGGAAGAAGCACGCCAAACAGAACACUCAAGAAUAUCGAAAUAUCGAAUGAUAUGGUGAGAUUAUGCUUGGACCUCAUCUUAAGUUUUGCCUCAAGCCCCGACUCGUUCUGGUAGUGUAUAGUCCGUUGGAAUAUUUUGAAAUAGCAACGGUAUUGUAAUUCUUUUGGAGUAAUUAGGCAAAUACAAUAUUGAAUUGGGAAUAUUUGUGCAAACCUGAUGAGCCAUCAGAAAAUACAUGUCAUGGUGAGUUGUGCCGUUGCCGCUACCGGGUCUGGAAGGAUGGGUUUAAAAAUUUUGGCGCCGAACCUGCGAGGAGGGUGCCAAAGACAACUCUGGUAUUUUUGCCUUGCCUCGAGAAGCAAGAUGCUAUCAAGUUUCAGUUUGCAAGCAACUUCUCUUGUUUGUGAAAUCAAAGUCUGUCCAGAUGUUUGCGAGAUUUUCUUGAAGACGACAAAAAUGUCGAAUUGAAUUUUGAAAAACAGGAGCCGGACAAUGGUUGCAUUUA